GCUGCUGACGCCACCUGACGUCCAACAAGCAGCACAACAAGGAAGUGGAGACUUCAAUCCGCCGGAGAGCUUCUAAGCAGAUGUAGACGCGGUAGCUCAGGAUGCCUGUUGAAAGCCCAGAGGAGAGGACGGUGGAGGUGCUGCAACUGCCUGAGGACGUAGAUGAGGAGCUGCUGAGUCUGUACUUUGAGAAUAAGCGGCGCUCAGGGGGAGGUCCACUUAUAUCUGUGGAGAAGAAUGGCAACCAUGCUGUGCUGGUGUUUGAAGAGGCAGAAGCUGCAGCCCGAGUGCUGUCUAAAGGCCACCAUGUUCUGCAUAACGUCGAGCUGAGCGUGCGAAAGCCUGCCACAAAGGACCGAUGCAGACUGCUGCUGCGUGGGAUCAACCCCAGCACCAUCACAGAGAUGAUAGAGCUGUAUGUGGAGAACAUGAUGGGGCUGAAUGAGAAUGACUACAUGCUGUAUCCCUCACCGGAGAGAGAUUUAAUCCUCAUUCAUCUCAGCCAACCUCUCUCAAAAGAUUUCCAAACUCUGAGCACAAAUAUCUCCAAGAAGAUGCUUGACAGAGCCAAGGUAUCUCUUGAACAGAUUGAGGAAACUGACUCGGUGUUGGUGGAGAACCUGCACCCUGACACCACUCCAGACCUACUCACUUUGUACUUUCAGAGUGAACGAGGUGGGAAUCAGAAAGUGAGGGAGGUCACCAUGCUAUCAGAGGGUACCGCAAAGGUGUCCUUUGCUACCUAUGAAUCUGUGAGCCCUGUCCUGGAUCGUGCACACAAGCUAGAAGGUGCUGACCUAGUAGUGAAGCCCUUCUUUGACUUUCUUCAAAAAAAUUCAACAUCACAAAACUCUGAUGCUGACAGCCAAGAUAUCACUGUGGGGACUUCUGAGGAUAUGAAUGAUGUUCAGAUGCAGACCAGUCCUCCUGUUGUUGCCAGUUCCAGCAGUCACUCCUCCUGUCAGACAAACAUGGAGCCACUUGUUGCACUUGAAACAGCAAAAGAGAUGGCAGACGAACUCAUGGAGGAUCAAAAUGCAGAUCCACUAUCUAGCCAUAUUGCUAUUACAGACCCAGUAAAACUUGCCUUGUUUCAACGCAGCGCCUUUCAGGAGGAUUUAAAGAAGGCCACCCCAAAUUUUACCAUUCAAGUUAAAGAUGACGGUGUGCACAUUGCAGGACAUGACAGACUACAGGUGCAGCAGCUGAAACAAACCAUUUUGGAAUUUUUUGGGAACAUAACAAAGACUCAUAUCACCCUAGAGCCAGAAGUUGCUCAGUUCCUUGCGAGAAAAGACGUAAAAAAGCAGCUCCUAGAAACCUUGAAUCAAACCGGUUCACCUACUGUGUACACCGUAACGAACUGUAAAGUUACGGUUAUAUCUAUAUCGCAAAACUCAGCCGACCAGGCAUGUAGCCUUUUAAAAUCACAAGUGUGUCACUUCAGCAUACCUGUGGACAUAGAAUACGAGUGCAUGCUGUAUUGCAGAGAGUGGUCUGAGUUCCUGGAGGCGCUGGAUUUCUGUUCUGCAAAGGUGUCAGAACGAGGACAGAAUAUUGAUGCUUUGACUCUGAAAGGGAUGGAGAAUGAGAAGCAGACUGCAAUCCUGGAGUUUCUGACGACGCCCAUUGAAAGGGAGACGGUCAUCUCUAUGGAGCCAGGCAUGCUGAAGUACAUUCAGAACCACUGUCAUCAGCUGUUGGCUGACAUGGAUCAAGUGUCUAUUUUUCCACUAGAGGGUGAAGAUGUGUGUGGUUUAAAGAUUCAUGGCCACGCCGUUGCUUGCCAAAUGGCAGAGGAGGUGCUGCAAGGUGUGGUCUCCUCUAUCUGCACCAGAACCAUCACAGUAAACGCUCCAGGAGUGGCCCGCUUUUUAGAUGACGAGGAGUGCAAAAGCAUUCUGAAAGAGAUGGAGACUAAGUUUCAGGUCUACAUCAGCACAAAGCAUGUCCUUUGGCAGCCCCUGUCCUACGAGGACUUUUUAGUAACUGGAUGGAAGAUGAUGUCCCACCACAACUUCCCGAGAGUGUCGAUGAAUGGCUCUGCACAACAGUUAAAAACAGAUUCCGUGCAAACUGAUCAUGAUGGAACUGCAGACAAAGGUCUGUUGGAGGAGGCAAAGAGAAUCGUCUCAGCUAUUGAUGAAGGAAUGGAGGAGGGUGUGUCCGCGUCAGACCAGGUCGAAGACAUGGACAAUGUUGACCUAUACAGCACAGAGGGACUAACUGACCAGGCCUCUGCUGUGACUGCUGUCAGUGCUUCUGAAUUGAAUGCUACAAGACCUCAGCCUAGUGAUGGUACUGCAGGCCUUUCUAGCAAUCUGGAAGAAGAGGCUCAACUGUCUUUAGCCAUCCAGUACUCUAUGGAAUCAAGCCAUUGGUCCCAGGAGAAUGAAGAGGAAGAGCUGAAAAAAGCGUUGGAGUUGUCCAAGAAAAUGAUCCAAAAUACAAGAUCAUCUAGUGAAACUGAGAAGAGCCCUCAGGUGAACCAGCUGCAGCAUAGCAGUAUGCACACUGCCUUUCGGAAAGCAGUCCAGGCAGCCAACACCGUCCAGAUAGAGGUGUUUGCUGGUUAUAGUUGUGACUUAAUUCGGGUGGACAUAGCUUUUGGAAAGAAGGUCAGCCAGAGACAGGCAGAGGAGAAAGUGGAGCACAGGACCUUAAGGAACCUGUCCACGUACCACAAGAAGUGUCUGGAGGUGAUCGAGAGGAAGCAUGCGGUCCAGGUUCAGAUUCAGGGUAGCAUAGUUACCAUUUCUGGAUUUAAGAUCUUUGUGUAUGGAGCCAUGUGCGACAUGAAGCUGCUGAUGGAGAAAAUCUCCAAUUCCAUCUCUGAUCAUGAAAUCCUGAAGACUGUCCAGUGGGUGCAGCACAAUCCAGCGUCCUCAGACACCAUUCCUUAUUGUGCCGAGGCUAUAGUAUUCAUUGAGAAUGCUUUUAGGAUGAAGCUGGAGAAGGUGGACAUAUUACUCGACAAUCAGCCCCACAUUAUCAACUUUGAAAAGAUGGAAGAAUACAACAUAGCUUCUGGGAAAUCGGUAAAAAUCUCCAGGAAGAUGCUUGAAUUGGAUGAACUGAAUGAAGAAUUGCCAGAAGAGGAAUACUCUCUGCUGUCCAACAUGCCCGAAGCAACAAAGGUCGACGAGGAAUCUGAUGAAUUUCAGAAUGUGGUGAAGAGGUUCUAUGAGACCAUACAGGAAUACCACAGCAAAAUCAGAAUCAUACAGGUGGAGAAGCUCAUGAACCGACUGCUGUACAACCAGUACAAGUUGAAGAAGGCCAGCGUGCUGCAGCGGGCCACGUACCCGGACAUCGAACGGACUCUCUACCAUGGCACAAGUGACACGAGCGUGAAGGAGAUCUGCAUUCAUGGAUUCAACAGAAGCUUCUGUGGAAAGAAUGCCACCGUCUACGGCCAAGGCGUGUAUUUUGCCGUCAACUCCGCUCUGUCCGUCCAGGAUCAGUAUUCACCCCCAAACGCAGACGGAUACAAGUAUAUUUUCGUGUCCAAGGUUCUGACAGGAGACUUCACCAAAGGCUGCCAUUCAAUGAAGACGGCCCCGCUGAAGGAGUCCAGUGACGUUCCCCUGAGAUACGACAGCGUCACCGACAACAUUACUAAGCCGUCGAUGUUCGUGAUCUUCAACGACACGCAAGCUUUCCCAGAAUAUCUCAUUACCUGUCAGAGAAUCCACCGCUGAGGGGAUGGAUUAGUCACAACAUCAUAAACCAAAUAUUUGGAGAAAGACUGCUUGUGUUUUCGGGUUUCUACCUUGAUUUAUAAAGGGCUAAAGCGUUAUCAUCAAUCAUAAUCAAACUUUCAUGAAGUACUUCUUUGUUUACUGUUUCUUCCGCUGAGUUCUUCACUUCAGCCGGUUUUCAUUUGGAAGCAAACCUAACAGCUGAUCCUAAAAACCCCACUUUAAUUGCGCAACUUUGGAGAUGCGCAAUACGGCCUUCACGGUCUUUCCAUCGGUGUGGCUCAGCAAUUAUCGCAUGAUUGUUUUGGCCAUUGUGGGUCUUGUUGGCAAUGCUUACACACAUAGCCGUGCUUAAACUUUCAAGCAUCCAAAUUGUGUUGUAUGUAUGAUUUAAAAGUCAACCACAAUAAAUCUGACGUAUGUAGUACUUGCAUUUCCUGAAUAAAUGUAAUUGUAUUGAUAUGAAUAUUACAGGUGAUUUUAAUUUGUAAUUCCGUACUUGGCUGACAGCGUUAAAGUCUGCUGUCGGACUGCCUUAACCAGUGGUACCAGUUAUGUUUGUGUACCAGCUGGAAAACAUGCAUUGGUUUGUGGUAGAAUUUGUGUAUAUUGUGAUUGCAUCGUAGUGCCUGUUUCAUUUUUUUUCAAAUGUUCUGAUAUCUAUGGCAACGCUUUUGAUUUGUUUAAAUCUGCGACUACUUAGCGGGAAUGUGUUGAUCAUAGAUCUUUGUUUUUCAUUUUGAUUUUUAUACAAAUUCUACAAAAAGCAAUGAUUUUGUAGCAUUACUCUUUGUCUUACUUGUUUUUUGUUUAUUUUGUUGUUGGUUUGUAAGAAAACGUGAAUUACUUGCAGCCUUAAGAGAGAUCAUGGUGUUUUAUUUACAAGAAAUAAAGCUUCAAAUGAGAAACCUUUAGACCUUCUUUGGAGACAAUGUAUGUAAGGCUCAUCACCUGUUUUUCUCUUGGCUUGUCCUUUGAGAAUAUGUAGGUUAUGUACAGAAUAUUCACUCGGGAAGCUGUAGAGUAGAAUUCUUGCUCGCAGCAAGUUGCAUAAAGAGGAUGAAAGUAAGUGGGGUUGCAGUUCUAAUGAUCAUACUGCUGUAAAUGUAAACGCUGCUGCUCUAGCAACAUUCAGACGUUCUGAACGCUGAAGCAAAAACCCUGCAUUGAAAUGGAGCUUUUAUUUUUGCAUCACGUUAUCAGGGUCAGCAGUAUAUUGCUUUAAAUAGCACAAACCCUUCAUUGAAUAGCUCUACAUUCUAAAUAAAGUUCUGUGUAACUGCA
Molecule: messenger RNA, 4985 nt
Organism: Acanthochromis polyacanthus (spiny chromis)
Lineage: Eukaryota; Metazoa; Chordata; Actinopteri; Pomacentridae
Gene: parp10
Product: poly(ADP-ribose) polymerase family member 10
Exons: 11
Coding region: 102-3701 (1199 amino acids)
Biological process (GO): negative regulation of gene expression
Cellular component (GO): cytoplasm; nucleus
Molecular function (GO): transcription corepressor activity; NAD+ poly-ADP-ribosyltransferase activity; RNA binding
Source: RefSeq, a predicted model, not a curated record